GACGCGUCACUGCACCGCUCUAUUAAACUUGUACUUUCUUUGCUCAGGCCCGUACAGGAUGUUGAAGAAGCUUCACAAGACGUUGAUAGCGAAGUCCAACCAGGACAUCGUGCUGAUAGCUAACGCCUUGUUCAGACAGCGGGGCUUCAAGAUGGAAGAGGCCUUCCUGUCCUCCAACAAAGCAAACUUCCAGUGUGAGAGCAGAGCGCUGGACUUCAGCAGCCCCAACGCAGCUGCAGACGAAAUCAACCAGUGGGUCAGCAAUAAGACCAAAGGUAACAUCCCCAGCCUGAUCAAAGCAGACAUGUUGGACCCGGCUCUCACUCGACUCGUGGCUGUCAACGCAAUCUACUUCAAAGGUCUGUGGAAGUCCCGCUUCCAGCCGGAGAACACCAAGAUGAGGCCCUUCACCGGGGGGGACGGCAACAUUUCCAAAGUCCCCAUGAUGUCCCAGCUCUCCGUCUUCAGUAUGGGUUUGGCCAGCACCCCUCAGGGUCUGAAGUACAGAGUGAUCGACCUCCCGUACCACGGGAACACGAUGAGCAUGAUGAUGGUGAUUCCCUGGGAGGAGGAGACCCCUCUCUCCAGAGUCCUUCCUCACAUCAGCAUCGCCACCGUCAAGAGCUGGAGCAAACUCAUGCACAUGAAGAAGGUCCGCCUGUUCAUCCCCAGGUAA
Molecule: messenger RNA, 676 nt
Organism: Notothenia coriiceps (black rockcod)
Lineage: Eukaryota; Metazoa; Chordata; Actinopteri; Perciformes; Nototheniidae
Gene: serpine2
Product: serpin peptidase inhibitor, clade E (nexin, plasminogen activator inhibitor type 1), member 2
Exons: 3
Biological process (GO): negative regulation of endopeptidase activity; negative regulation of plasminogen activation
Molecular function (GO): serine-type endopeptidase inhibitor activity
Source: RefSeq, a predicted model, not a curated record